CAACCCUAAAUAUUUUCCGCAUGCACCAAAAACCCAAAUAAUGCAAGAAGCGACAUUAUAAUUGCUAACCUGUCUUAAUUUGGAUAGCCCUUGCAACAUUGCCAGCACCUGGGACGUGACACUCCAAAGAGGCCACUCUGCGUCCGGAGAUUGCCAGAAUAGUGCGUUUGCCUUGAGGUCGAGAGUUGCCAAUUUGUUGACGGCCAAGUGCAAAAAUCGUGAAAAAAACAUCAUCUCUGGUCGCUGCUGUUCUUCCAAAACAACAAAGCCAACCCGGUGCAGGAAAAGGAGUCGCUGCAGCAGGAGUAGAGGCGGAGAGGCGAUAAGACCGGCCGGAGGCGCACGCAAUCAACCCUGCGGCCAGCUGGGGCCCGAGCUAUGAGCGCGGCCAAGAAGUACAAGCCCAUGGACACAACUGAGCCGAACGAGAACACCGAGAACAUCGCCGCCUGCCUGAAGAAGGCCGAGAACGCCGCCGCCGCUGCAGCUGCCGCCGCCUCGAGCCUUGGCCGUAGCGCCUUUGCCGCCCAAAACAUGAACUCCGCCUCGACCAAUGGCGAACGCCUGCCAAACUUCUCCAAGCUAGGCGGCGGCCACCAUGGCGAGAUUCGCGCGGCCUCAACUACCUCAAACCUCCUCAACCGGAUGGGGGCCAUUCACAACAGCAAGCCGGGCGAUGUGAAGAAAAUAGUGAUAAAGAACUUUAAGGCUAAGCCCACACUGCCAGAUAACUAUUCAGAGGACACGUACGUGAAGCUCGAGGAGGCUGUUAUUGCCAUUCAGCUCUCGAAACCCAUUAAAUAUUCGCUGGAGGAACUCUACCAGGCCGUGGUGAACAUGUGCAGCCAUAAGAUGGACGCGCAGCUGUAUACGAAACUCAAGGAACUGACUGAGCAGCACGUGAAGCGCAAUAUAAAGCUCAAGGAGCUGACCGGUGGCAGCAUGGACAAACUGGUCCUGCUGGAGAAGAUCAACCACUGGUGGCUGUCGUUCUGCCAGCAGAUGAUCAUGAUUCGCAGCAUAUUCCUGUACAUGGACCGGACCUAUGUGCUGCAGAACUCGUCGAUUCACUCGAUUUGGGACAUGGGGCUGGACCUCUUUCGCAUCCACUUUGCCCAGAACAGCGUCGUCCAGAAGCGGACCGUGGACGGUCUGCUAACGCUGAUCGAGAAGGAGCGCCAGGGCUCCACAGUGGAUCGCGGCCUGCUGAAAAGUCUGGUCCGCAUGCUGUGCGACCUGCAGAUAUACACCAGCUCGUUCGAGGAGAAGUUCCUCGAUGCCACCAAUCAAUUGUACAAGGCUGAGAGUCAACGCAAGAUGCAGGAGCUGGAGGUGCCCGAGUACUUGCAGCACGUCAACAAGCGUCUGGCGGAGGAGAACGAGCGUUUGCUGCAUUAUCUGGACUCGAGCACAAAGCAUCCUCUGAUUUACAAUGUGGAGAAGGAGCUGCUGGCCGAACACCUGACAUCCAUUUUGCAAAAGGGCCUGGACUCGCUGCUGGAGGACAACAGACUGAGUGACCUAACCCUGUUGUACGGCCUGCUGAGCCGGGUCAAAAAUGGAACUUCAGAGCUUUGCGGCAACUUCAACGGAUUUAUAAAGAAAAAAGGACGCACUAUUGUCAUCGAUCCGGAGAAGGACAAGAGCAUGGUCCAAGACCUGCUGGACUUCAAGGAUAAAAUGGAUGUCAUCGUUCGCAACUGCUUUGAGCACAACGAGAAGUUUACCAACUCGUUGCGCGAGGCCUUCGAGUUCUUUAUCAAUCAGCGUGCCAAUAAGCCGGCCGAGCUCAUUGCUAAAUACGUGGACAUGAAGCUGCGCUCUGGCAACAAGGGCACCACCGACGAGGAGCUGGAGAAGACCUUGGAUAAGAUAAUGGUUCUUUUCCGCUUCAUACACGGCAAGGAUGUGUUUGAGGCGUUUUACAAAAAGGACUUGGCCAAACGAUUGCUGGUGGGCAAGUCGGCCUCGGUGGACUCCGAGAAGAGUAUGCUGUCCAAGCUGAAGCAAGAGUGCGGCGGUGGCUUCACGUCCAAGCUGGAGGGCAUGUUCAAGGACAUGGAAUUGAGCCGGGACAUCAACAUUGCGUUCCGCGGCCAUGCGUUGAGCAAUAACAGGGACGUCCAUAACCUCGACCUGUGCGUGAGCAUAUUAACCAUGGGUUAUUGGCCCACGUAUGCUCCCACAGAGGUCACCAUGCCGCCUCAGUUCAUCAAUCCGCAGCAGAUAUUCAAUAAGUUUUACUUGGAGAAACACAGUGGCCGAAAGCUGCAGUGGCAGCCAACGCUGGGCAACUGCAUGCUGCGGGCGCAGUUUGAUGCGGGUCCCAAAGAGCUGAUGGUCUCGCUGUUUCAAGCGCUGGUCUUGCUGCUGUUCAACGAUAAGCCAGUCCUUAGCUACGAGGAGAUUCUGGCCGCCACCAGUAUCGAGGAUGGAGAGCUGCGCCGCACGCUUCAGUCUCUGGCCUGUGGACGCGCCCGGGUCAUUACGAAAACGCCGAAGGGUCGCGAUAUCGAGAAUGGCGAUCAGUUUGAUUUCAAUAAUGAGUUCACAAACAAGCUGUUCCGCAUCAAGAUCAAUCAGAUUCAGAUGAAGGAGACUAAUGAAGAACAGAAGGCCACAGAAGAGCGCGUUUUCCAGGAUCGACAGUAUCAAAUUGAUGCCGCCAUAGUGCGCAUAAUGAAAAUGCGAAAAACGCUAAGCCACAACCUACUCAUCACCGAGUUGUUUAAUCAGCUCACCUUCCCAGUCAAGCCUGCGGACUUAAAGAAACGCAUCGAGUCGCUCAUCGAUCGCGACUAUAUGGAACGAGACAAGGACAACCAGAACCAAUACAACUAUGUGGCCUAGGUAACACAUCCACUAUUCGAUUCGAUUGUAAUUCGUAUUCACCAUAAAUGCAUACAUACUGAAAGUCGGAUGAAAUGUUCAAGGAGUUCUGGUUGCGUUUCUUCAAUAACUAUGUAGAUCAUUUACCACAAAGCCCUCCCCGCUAUUGGUAGUCUAGUUGCUACAGUUCUCUUUUUGUAAGUUACCUUAUCAACCAAUAAAUUAAGCGUUUUAAUUUCAA
Drosophila kikkawai is the source of this 3070-nucleotide messenger RNA. It is a transcript of the gene Cul4, whose product is annotated as cullin 4. Gene Ontology annotation, biological process: protein ubiquitination; DNA damage response; ubiquitin-dependent protein catabolic process. Lineage: Eukaryota; Metazoa; Arthropoda; Insecta; Diptera; Drosophilidae. Gene Ontology annotation, molecular function: ubiquitin protein ligase binding. The record is from RefSeq and is a predicted model, not a curated record. Gene Ontology annotation, cellular component: Cul4-RING E3 ubiquitin ligase complex.